Molecule: messenger RNA, 1069 nt
Organism: Eurytemora carolleeae
Lineage: Eukaryota; Metazoa; Arthropoda; Copepoda; Calanoida; Temoridae
Exons: 1
Coding region: 32-1060 (342 amino acids)
Cellular component (GO): extracellular region
Molecular function (GO): chitin binding
Source: RefSeq, a predicted model, not a curated record
UAUUCAGAUUUAGAUUAGUUCCUAGAAAACAAUGAGAAGAACAGGACUCCUAGUUCUCCUGUUUACUCUGCAGGUUGGAGAGAUCUUCUCCCAAUGCAACUCCUUACCUGAUGGUUCAUCCUGCCAAGGCCAGGAUGAUAAUAUGUAUGAAGAUCCUGAAGAAUGCAGUAACUACUAUCAAUGUAAGAACGGAUGCGCUAUUCUUAAAACAUGUGAGCGAGAAUUUUUAUUUGAUUCCUUCUAUGGUUACUGUAACUAUCCCUUUGAUGUAAACUGUGGAACCCGACCUUGUGAAAAUCAAGGUCACUGUUUUACCACAACUAAACGCCCAACCACAACCACAACAGCAGACUGUGGACACUGGGCUGAAUGUUCUGAGCUGGGAGAAGGAGACGGAUAUUUCCCAGAUCCUUACAACUGUAGGAAAUACUGGCACUGCUAUGACAAUGAACCUGAGCAUAUCACAUGUGCUGAUGGUCUGGUAUUUGACGAGGUUAAUAUCUGGUGUGAUGAACCUGGUCGUGUUAACUGCGGUGACAGACCUAUCUGUGACGACUGUGACUUGAACUGCUACGAACCGAGCACUCCUAAACCUGACUGUGGUCACCAACUGGACUGUAGUAAGCUGGAGGAUGGUUAUUAUGCUGAUGAUUAUAACUGUAGAAGAUACUGGCAGUGUACUGGAGGUCAUGGUAUCCACAACUCCUGCGAUGGAGAUCUCCUUUAUGAUCCUGAUCAUGUGUGGUGUGAAACCAGUGACAAGGUGACCUGUGGUGACCGACCUAUCUGCGGUGAAUGUGAGGAGGACUGUGCUCCUCAACCUACUGGACCUCCAGACUGCGGGCAUAUCAUGGAUUGUACUGGAGUACCUACAGGAUACUACCCAGACCCGUUCAACUGUAGGAAAUUCUGGAUCUGUGACCAGGAUAUAGGAACCCAUGUCACCUGUGAUAAGAACUAUCUGUAUGAUGAGAAAAAUAUAGCGUGUGAUCUUCCCGAUAGAGUUAACUGUGGAGGGAGGCCUGUUUGUGAUGAAUGUGAUGAAAACUGUGAAAAUUAAAAUGAUUUC